This is a messenger RNA of Perca flavescens (yellow perch), 1839 nucleotides long. RefSeq names its product solute carrier family 6 member 14 (gene slc6a14). Gene Ontology annotation, molecular function: beta-alanine transmembrane transporter activity; (R)-carnitine transmembrane transporter activity; branched-chain amino acid:sodium symporter activity. The record is from RefSeq and is a predicted model, not a curated record. Lineage: Eukaryota; Metazoa; Chordata; Actinopteri; Perciformes; Percidae. Gene Ontology annotation, cellular component: plasma membrane. Gene Ontology annotation, biological process: sodium ion transmembrane transport; amino acid import across plasma membrane; (R)-carnitine transmembrane transport. The transcript is spliced from 16 exons. Bases 1 to 1839 code for a protein of 612 amino acids.
AUGGAGGAGGCCUGUGACCAGAUGGAGGAGCCACAUGUGGAUGAUGGUGAUGAGAAUACUGAGCGUGGGAACUGGGCCAGCAAGAAGGAAUACAUCCUCUCUAUGAUUGGCUAUGCUGUUGGACUGGGAAACAUCUGGAGAUUUCCCUAUUUGGCCUACAAUAAUGGAGGGGGUGCCUUUCUUAUCCCCUACUUUGUGAUGUUGGUGUUGGCUGGAAUUCCUCUUUUCUUCCUGGAAAGCGCCUUCGGGCAGUUUUGCAGCCAAGGACCAAUUAACAUAUGGAGAGCAGUGCCUAUCCUGCAGGGUGUUGGUGUUGCCAUGGUUAUGGUCACUUUAAUAGUAUCAGUUUACUAUAACGUCAUCAUCGCCUACAGCCUGUACUACAUGUUUGCCUCUUUCCAGUCUCCUUUGCCGUGGUCCAGCUGCCUCAGUCAGGCUGACAGUAACUGCAGCAACACGACAAUAGUGUACUGCAAUGUAAGUGGUUCUUUAGUGGCCAACUGGACUCAGGGAAACAGCACUUGCCCUUUAUCCGACAUAAUCACAGAUCCAGUGCAGAGCCCAAGUGAGCAGUACUGGGAUCGUGUGGUUCUGCAGAGAUCCAGUGGUCUGGAUGAAACAGGACCCGUAGUUUGGCACUUGGCCCUCUGUCUGCUGCUGAGCUCCAUGAUUGUUGCUGCAGCGCUCAUCAGAGGCAUCAAGUCAUCAGGCAAAGUUGUGUAUUUUACAGCCACAUUUCCUUAUGUGGUGAUUCUGAUCCUGCUGAUUAGAGGUGUGACACUAGAGGGAGCCAGAGAUGGCAUAGAGUUCUACAUUGGUUCCCAAUCCAAUUUGACUAAACUGACAGAAGCACAGGUCUGGAAAGAUGCAGCAACUCAGACCUUUUACUCUCUCUCGAUUGGCUGGGGUGGAGUCAUGACUCUUGCUUCCUACAACAACUUCCACAAUAAUGUGUUCAAGGACUCAUUUGUUGUAACACUUACUAAUGCUGGUACCAGUGUGCUUGCGGGCUUUGCCAUAUUUUCAAUCUUGGGUCACAUGGCUCACAUCUACAAAAUGCCUGUUGGAGAAGUGGUGAAGGAAGGAUUUGGCCUGGCAUUCAUUGCAUAUCCAGAUGCUCUGUCUAAGCUUCCUAUUUCCCCUCUUUGGUCCAUUUUGUUCUUCUUCAUGCUUUUAACUGUUGGUCUGGACUCUCAGUUUGCAGGAAUAGAGGUGAUUACCACCUGUCUGCUUGAUGCCUUCCCUAAAACCUUCAAAUCCAAACGAGCUUUAUUGACUAUAACAACAUCUUCAAUCCUCUACCUGCUGGGUCUGCCUUGUAUCACAAGGGCAGGAAUAUACUGGGUUACUCUAAUCGACCAGUUUGCCGGCAGCUGGGUGCUGCUAUUUUUGGUUCUCUUGGAGAUCAUUGGUGUCGUCUACAUAUAUGAAGGCAACCGUUUUAUUGAAGACAUUGAGAUGAUGAUUGGAAAAAAGAGUUUCGCUUUCUGGCUGUGGUGGAGAGCAUGUUGGUUCUUCAUCAGCCCCUGCAUCAUAGUGGUGAUCCUGAUCUGGUCAAUGAUCACGUUUACGCCACCCUCUUAUGGAGGAGUCCAGUUCCCAGAGUGGGGUUUGGUUUUGGGCUGGUGCAUUGCUGUAUUUAUCCUUCUCUGGGUCCCUGUCAUCGCUAUCUAUAAACUGAUGAGAGCAAAUGGAAGCCCCUGGAAGCGUCUGAAGUCAUUGUGCUCUCCAGCUGAACAAUGGCAUCCCUACCUGGACAUUCAUCGAGGAGAACGCUACUCACAAGAACACUGCCGCCUCAGGAUAAGGCAUAAAACCAAACCAGAAUGUAAUCUGUGA